This is a messenger RNA of Olea europaea var. sylvestris, 882 nucleotides long. RefSeq lists its product as uncharacterized. Gene Ontology annotation, molecular function: nucleic acid binding; RNA-DNA hybrid ribonuclease activity. NCBI's taxonomy places the organism in Eukaryota, Viridiplantae, Streptophyta, Magnoliopsida, Lamiales, Oleaceae. The transcript has a single exon. The coding region runs from base 1 to 882 and encodes 293 amino acids. The record is from RefSeq and is a predicted model, not a curated record.
AUGAAGAAGUACUUAGGAGAGGCACCCCUGUUAUCUAAACCUAAACCACAGGAAUCACUACUACUAUACUUGGCGGUCUCGGGUGAGGCGGUCAGCGCAUUCAUAGUUAGAGAAGAAGAUGACCAUCAAUUGCCAGUAUACUAUGUCAGCAAAGCACUACUCCCGACGGAAACCCGCUACCCGGACAUGGAAAAACUGGCACUCGCCCUCAUCACAGUGUCAAGGAAACUGAGGUCAUACUUUCAGGCCCACUCAAUCGAAGUUCUCACCAACUUCCCAUUAAAGCAGGUACUACAGAGAAUGAAAGCUUCGGGCCGCCUGCUAAAAUGGGCAAUUGAUCUCAGUGAGUUCGACCUACUGUUCCGACCUAGACAUGCCAUCAAGGGACAAACCCUUGCAGAUUUUGUGGCUGAAUUUUCCAUAGCGCCAGAAAUGGAGGUGGCAAUGGAACCAGCCGAGCCCCCAACAUGGCGCUUGUUCGUGGAUGGAUCCUCAGGAAAGACUGGCUCCGGAGCUGGGAUCAUCUUGAAAAGCCCGGAAGGCCACAAGCUAAAUUUCACAGUAAGGUUCGACUUUAAAGCCUCGAACAACGCUGUCGAAUAUGAGGCCCUUCUAGCAGGCCUUAGGCUCGCAAAAGAAAUGCAAGUCAGAAGGCUCCUGGCAAACAGCGACUCUCAACUUGUGGUGAGUCAGGUCAACGGGAACUUUGUCGUCAAAGACAGUAGCAUGGCUGCAUAUUUAAAAUUGAUCCUGGACCUAAUCCCACAUUUCGAGAGGUUCGAAAUUGAUCCAAGUCCCACGUCUCGAGAACACUCACGCAGACGCCUUGUCAAAAUUAGCCAGCAGCAAAGACUCAGAGCUGCUAAAGAUAGUCCCCAUUAA